Molecule: messenger RNA, 309 nt
Organism: Medicago truncatula (barrel medic)
Lineage: Eukaryota; Viridiplantae; Streptophyta; Magnoliopsida; Fabales; Fabaceae
Product: auxin-induced protein 15A
Exons: 1
Coding region: 1-309 (102 amino acids)
Biological process (GO): response to auxin
Source: RefSeq, a predicted model, not a curated record
AUGCUUAGAUCCUUCGUUAGAAAAAUACAAAAGGGACUCACACAAACUGUUCAAAAAAGCCACUUGAAUGAAGAUGUUAGAGAAGGAUAUUUUGCAGUGGUUGCAAUCAAAGAUGGAGAAAUGAAAAGGUUUAUGAUUGGGUUAGAGUAUUUGAGUGAUCCUGCAUUUUUGGGAUUACUUGAUCAAGCUAGGGAAGAGUAUGGUUUUAGACAGCAAGGAAUUCUUGCAGUCCCUUGUGGGCCUCAAGAAUUACAAAACAUUCUAGAUAGCUUAAACCAGAAGAGCAUCAAAUGGUGCAGGAGUAAUUAG